AUGGUACCGGCCGAAGGCUCUCCAAUGCUUAAGUCAGCUAUGAGUGGUAAAUUUGGUAGAGUAACAGUAAAGGACUUUGUGCAAGUUGCUGUGGUGGUGACACGUGUCUUGGAGAUUAAGUUCGGCAGUUGGGAGCUUUGGCAGUCGGGAGCUUUGGCAGGUGUCUGGCACCUCGGAAGAGUGUCUUCCUUCGGCAGGGGAGAAGGCGUGUCUACCUUGGUGCUAGUAUUUUUUAGGCUGGAUAUGCUCGGUUGA
This is a messenger RNA of Prunus armeniaca (apricot), 255 nucleotides long. NCBI's taxonomy places the organism in Eukaryota, Viridiplantae, Streptophyta, Magnoliopsida, Rosales, Rosaceae. The record is from the annotation of a GenBank genome assembly.